GAGACCACGGUGGAGAAGAAAAAACGCGUACUCGCCGGUCUUACUAAUGCGCGGUGCUGUCUCUCGUACAACUACGUAACGACUAUAGCUAAUGGUGUAAUAGAAUUAACUCUGAUACCCAGUUUACCAAAUGUGGUAAAUGUCACAAACUACAUCACAAAGAGAAUUGUCCAGCCCAUGGGACCACAUGUAGAAAUUGUUGUAAAUUUAAUCAUUGGCA
This is a messenger RNA of Paramuricea clavata, 220 nucleotides long. NCBI's taxonomy places the organism in Eukaryota, Metazoa, Cnidaria, Anthozoa, Malacalcyonacea, Plexauridae. The record is from the annotation of a GenBank genome assembly.